AUGGCCGGCGUCCUCGGCGGCAUCUACAACUCCAUUGUCAAGCGGAACGCCGUCUUCCUUACCACAAUCUUUGCUGGUGCCUUUGCGACCAAUAUCAUCUUCAACAUCGGCGCGGACUCGGUAUGGGACCAAAUAAAUAAGGGCCGACAAUGGAAGGACAUCAAGCAACGGUAUAUGGGAGAUCAGGAGGAGGAGGACGAGUGA
Saxophila tyrrhenica is the source of this 204-nucleotide messenger RNA. It is a transcript of the gene QCR9, whose product is annotated as qcr9 subunit 9 of the ubiquinol cytochrome-c reductase complex. The transcript is spliced from 4 exons. Gene Ontology annotation, biological process: mitochondrial electron transport, ubiquinol to cytochrome c. Bases 1 to 204 code for a protein of 67 amino acids. The record is from RefSeq and is a predicted model, not a curated record. NCBI's taxonomy places the organism in Eukaryota, Fungi, Ascomycota, Dothideomycetes, Mycosphaerellales, Extremaceae.